AUGAUAAAAGCAGUAUUUUUCAGCAAAUUUCUUACCCGUGAAGGUCCACGAGUGAUUCAUCAAGUCCCUGAGGGAGCAAUUGUUCCUUCUCCCGGCGCGACGCAGCCCCCCCUCUUCAACUUUUCCAACGUUUCCGAAUACAUAAUUCCUCGGCAGGAAUUCUGCGAUCGCUUGGUGACUGUGUGCGCCAAUCACCACCGUAUCUUAGGCUAUCCCGUAUGGAUAAGCUCGCGCAAGUAUGACCGGAAUCAGCUCAUUUUCAACUUUUCUAUCGUGCUGGAAGAAUCUGCCGAUAUCAGCAGCUACAGAAGUGUAGUGAGGAAGCUUGCGAAGCUCUUCAGGAGUUUAGAGGAGCAAGGAGAAUUCGUUUCAAGGGAUUGUUCAACCAAUGGCCCGGGGGGAGGCGGAAGACUCUACGCCCUUUGUGAGAUGAUAUUGGAGGAUCUGAACAAUUACUGCGAAUGCAUGAUUCCCAUAGACGAGUCAAACACUCUCAAUAUCAAAUUGUUCCCAACAUACCCACCUCCUCCACCGGUCGAGGCAUGGCACGUGCCCCUGUCUACCGUUCGACUCGAGUCGCUGGUGGAUGUCAAUUGGGACUUGACAAUGCGAAGAGUCCUUCCGCAUAUCAACGGCAUCAACUCGGUCGCGUUGAUAGCAGAGCUUGCCGAUUCUGACCUGAGUCUGACGAAGAAAGCGCUUUCCCAUCUCCUUUACUACGGCUGUCUAUUUCUGUUGGAUAUUUUCCAAUUUAGCGCUAUAUAUGCCCCGACUGCGUCAAUUUUAGCUUUAGUAAACGAUCCCAGCAUGCAGGCCGAAUGCGCACGGUACAUUACUGUGCCUCCCCCGGGCCCACUUACCACCAGUCCUGGCGAUACCAGCCUGGACCCUGUCACAAUUAUUGGUCUAUACAUGUCUCUCAAGCAAGGACAGCCCCUCAAGCAUUGGUGCAUGGAGCAUGCAUUGCUUUUGCAUGCCGUUGAUGUUCGUCGCUUCAUCACAUUUGGCAUCAUCAAAGGUUUUCUUUAUCGGGUUCACAAAUACGCUAUUGCCUCGAACCCCGCAGAUGCCACUCCUAUACAACCGGCAUUGGAUCGAGGAUCACAAACCGCUGGACUUGGCGGCCUAGCCCCGGGCGGUGAUCUUCCACUGAAGAAGUUCCUGGAUGGAAGACACUGUUUUGACCAGAUCUGUACCGAACUUCAACUGAGCGAAAGGGAACUCUUGACCAAAUUAAAGGCUUACGGAGACGUGCAAAUUGUUCAUCGCUGA
Messenger RNA from Xylona heveae TC161, 1272 nucleotides. Its product is annotated as nitrogen permease regulator 2. NCBI's taxonomy places the organism in Eukaryota, Fungi, Ascomycota, Xylonomycetes, Xylonales, Xylonaceae. The coding region runs from base 1 to 1272 and encodes 423 amino acids. Gene Ontology annotation, molecular function: GTPase activator activity. The record is from RefSeq and is a predicted model, not a curated record. Gene Ontology annotation, cellular component: vacuolar membrane; GATOR1 complex. Gene Ontology annotation, biological process: negative regulation of TORC1 signaling; positive regulation of autophagy. The transcript has 4 exons.